Thamnophis elegans (Western terrestrial garter snake) is the source of this 917-nucleotide messenger RNA. RefSeq lists its product as uncharacterized. The record is from RefSeq and is a predicted model, not a curated record. Bases 21 to 917 code for a protein of 298 amino acids. NCBI's taxonomy places the organism in Eukaryota, Metazoa, Chordata, Lepidosauria, Squamata, Natricidae. The transcript is spliced from 5 exons.
CCGUAGCCUAGAGCGUCUCCAUGGCGGAAAAGUGCGGCGAUGCCAUCCACUCCGUCGAGGUCCUGGAGAAGAACUUCAUGGCUUUGCAAAAAAAAAUGGAAGAGGAUUUCUCCCAAGUGGAGACCAUUCAGAUGAAGGUAAAAGCUUUGAGUACCGACUGGGAGGAACGACAUGAGCAGCUGAGGGUAGAGCAGGAAAAGGUGGCAGAGCUGGAAGCCCAGAUAAAGCUGCUGAAUGCCAAGCAGGAAGAAGUCAUGGCUUCCCUUCAAGCUGAUAUGAUCCGUGCUGCCAGCCAGAUCCAGGAGAAGGAAGGGCUGGCGGAGCGGCUCAAGGCAGAAAUUGCCUUCCUGGAGAAGAGGGUGAAGGUGGCCUGUCGGGAGGCUGCCGGGAGCGCUGCUGAAUUGGAAAAAGGAGCUCACGAGGCCCGGGUAGCUUUGGAGGCCACGUUAUCCUCUCUCUGUCCACAGCUGGACAGAGAGGAAGUAGUGAAUGAAACCUUGGAGUUCGAGCAGGAGGUGCCGCAGCAUUGUGAGAAAUUCCUGUGUGGCCAGGACACCGAGCAGCCAGGAAAGGCCGAAGGAGCGGAAGCCGCGGCAGAAAAAGCUCUGCAGGGGCAGCCCCAGGAGGCAGUGGGUGGCCUGCAGGAAGAGGCCAAGCCCAGAGCUGGUGUGGCUGUUGCUUCGUCCACCGAUCUUCUUUUGGCUCUUGAAAGGCAUGCACUGGGUCCCUGGAGCCACCGGUCAGGGGAACAAGCUGUGUCCAGAAGCCCACUUGGCUUUCAGAAAUGCAGGGAGGUCUUUGAGAGUCCUUUCUGGGGGAAGGCUCCUGCAAGCUGGAGAGGGGUGAAAAUUGUACUUCUGUUACCGGGGGUCUUUCUGAGAUGCAUCUUGCUGAAGCUGAUCGUCACCAAGUGUUGA